AUGGCCAUGCUCCUUGCACAGUACGACCAUGCACCGUUGCAGUCAGCAACAAGCGGCAACAAGAUGCCUCUCGAGGAGCUGAUGCUUGGCCCCGUUGGCAGCCGUUGGAGCUGUUCCCGUCCUGGCUCGGACUCGUUCCCUCCGAGGUCCCUACAGCGGAUGCGAGGAGCAAGGCGCGCCAUUGAGCAUUGCUACCUCUAUAGAUCAGAAAUUCUCCGAAUGUUCCUUAAUUUGGAUGUUAUUCCACGGAGAUGGUUUCGACAGACCGUCACUGCGUAG
This is a messenger RNA of Neurospora tetrasperma FGSC 2508, 279 nucleotides long. RefSeq lists its product as uncharacterized. NCBI's taxonomy places the organism in Eukaryota, Fungi, Ascomycota, Sordariomycetes, Sordariales, Sordariaceae. The transcript is spliced from 2 exons. The coding region runs from base 1 to 279 and encodes 92 amino acids. The record is from RefSeq and is a predicted model, not a curated record.